AUGGCCGAGAAGUUGCAGCCGCGCACUUUGCGGCUCUCGCCUCCCGGCUUGGGCUUAGCCGAGGGGCGCGGGGAGCGAGGGGCCGUCAGGAUGUUGGGGGACAUGGAUGAAGAAGACGAGGCCUUCCAGCUUCCGACGGGAGGGUGAGAAUGCGGCGCCUCUCUGCGUGGGGGGAGAUGCGGGGUGUGCGGGUGUCUUUGGGUCCGCGUGAGGGGGCGGGGCUGUGUGAGGGGACUAGAGCUGUAUGUGGGGCUGGGGCAGCAUGUGGGGCUGCGGCUGCAUGUGGUUCUGGGGCUGUAUGUGGGGCUGAGGCUGCAUGUGGGACUAGAGCUAUAUGCGGGGCUGGGGCAGCAUGUAGGACUAGAGCUGUAUGUGGGGCUGGGGCUGCAUGUGGUUCUGUGGCUGUAUGUGGGGCUGAGGCUGCAUGUGGGACUAGAGCUAUAUGCGGGGCUGGGGCAGCAUGUAGGACUAGAGCUGUAUGUUGGGCUGGGGUGGGUGGGUGCAGGCUUGCGAAGGGUGAUUCCGAGCACAUGCAAAGGGCUUUGUCUGCAAUUACGUGCUGUUAUGCGCUAAGAGGAGAGGUAAAGUUCAGCAGAGCUAGGCGUCUUUGAGCCAGCAGGGUUCCUUCUCUCUCUCUCUCUCUCUCUCUCUCUCUCUCUUUCUUUCUUUCUUUCUUUCUUUCUUUUCUUUCUCUCUCUCUGCCUCACAGCGUUGCUGGUGAGGAUGAAAUGGGCGGGGUUUCGUCCAGCUAAGGAUGAAAUGGGAGGCACUUUCUUGCAUCCGACUAAGCUACGCGUUGGUUAUGCCCGCCCAUUUCAGUGGACCUACUCUGAGCUGAAACCGAAGUGCCUUGUGUUUUCACUGUUUCUUACAUGCUUAGCUUUGGAGCAUGCAGUGGCUAAAAGUUCGCCUCUCAUGAUGAUUGGGUGCGGGAGGCAGGGACCCUGCUGCAGAAAUAGUAACCUCCGCAACCCGAGAUCACUACACCACUGGAGAUGAGAGUACGCUUGCGCUACAAUCCAGAGGGCCAAAGGAACCCCACACCUUUUGUAGAGUGAGGGAAUACAUUAUGUUUUAGUAGUGGUUGGGAAUUAGGAAGUUCAGCCCAAGGGUUAAUGGGGAAAGGAGCAUUUUUCUUAAAAAGCAAGACUUAUUGGGGAGUAGACUCCACUGAAUUCAACUGAACUUCCCCAUGAAUGUGCAUAGGGUUGAUUUGCAUACAAAUGCCUGUUGCCUCUGCUGUGGUGAAAUAUUUUCCCUUUUCCUAAUUCUAGCUUUCUGUUUCCACUUCUUCUGUGCUGAUGUUACACUGAGAGAGAGUCACAAAGUGAGCUUCAUCUCCAAGUGGGGGUCUGCACCCUGAUCUCCCAGGUCACAAUUUGGCAUUCUAACUCCUGCCCUAAAGUGGGUGCCAGUAACAGGACUGAAUGGAGGUGUUUUGUGGUCUUAUAUUCCUUUUACAAAAGGAACCCUAAGAAAGAUUUCUAGUGCCCUUUACACUGUGACAUUUUAGGUGUUCAAAAUAAGGGCACUGCACUGCUGCUUUUGGCAACGCUGGCAGUGAGCAAACGUCAGAGAGACAUAUAGCCAGUGGGAGUUGUAGUUCAGAAAUUUAUGGAGAACUGUAGAUGCCACCCCCCAAUAUUCAAAAUAUAGUCCGGCCCCCCACAAGGUUUGGGGGACAGUGGACUGCCCCCCUGCUUAAAAAGUUUGCUGACCCCUGAUCUAUGUCUUCCCAGAAUGCCACUCUCCCCAGAAGGAGAAGCCAAGCUCACAAUCUCUGUUCCGCUCGCUUCUUUUGGGAGCCCCUCAAACAUGCAUGUUGCCACGUGGUUUUUCUCUAGCUGGAAUCCUGUAAGAACUGCUUAGGGAUGAUACGGGAUAGAUUUUCAUAUCUCUCACAAGGUCAUGCAGCCAUUCCAGAGGAUUGCUGUUGUGCAAACGCAGUUGCCUUUGGAAACCUUAGCUGUUUAAUUCACCCCCCCACUGCCCACGCCUUACUUUGCUGAUGCUUCAGGAUGGAAAAGAGAGGGGAGGGGUAAUGACACGAGAAAACAGCAGCCAACAUUGAAUGGGUGGGAGCUGGAGAACCGACUGGGGCACUUGAACCCACGGCAAACAGAGUACCUUUGGCAGGCAGUCCACGGGUUUGUUUCAUCGGGACCAUCUGUUUGGGGUGCUGUCAGGCAUUUAAAAUGGGCACUUCACCCCUUGGUAUAGCAUGAAGUUUGGGGCUAAGUCUGGAAAUUUAAUGUUUGAAGAUACUUGGUCUUAGUGUUUGUUCGUUUAUUUUAAUCUGCAAGUUUCUAGCUCUCAGGACUGCAGGGAAGUGGGCUAGGAUGUGGGGUAACUGGUAAGUUUCAGCUCCCAGAACAACCCUGAGAUGAGAUACUUCUGAAUGUCUGUAGGAAAAACCACUUGUAUUCAGCCAGGUUUAUUCCCUCUCCCCACCUUCCUGACAGUGAAUUGUACCGUGUGGGGAAGGGUAAACCACAAGGGCAGGGCUUGUAUCUUUUUAAUAAUCGAUUCCUUUACAAUUUUAUUUUUGUUUACAGUGGUACCUUGGUUCUGAAACUUAAUCAGUUCCGGACGUCUGUUCCAAAACCAAAGUGUUCCAAAACCAAGGUGUGCUUUCCCAUAACUAGACUAUUAAAAACUGGCAGUGAUUUACCCAUUGCCAUUGGAGGGACGAGGGUGAGUGAUGGGGGAGUUCCAGCGGGGGAGGGGGGAUGGAAAGGAAGGCAACUAUUCUGGACAACAGCCACACGAGAAAUAUGUAAAAUAACUAAGCACGUAUUAGACAUCACCCCAGAAUUGGCCCUACUAAACAUCUUCCAAGAAAGCAAUGCCCAUUUACACCACAAAGAACUCAUAACCCACCUAUUUUCAGCAGCCAGAAACACCAUAACCAGACACUGGAGAGACCUGUCACGAGUAGGCAUGGACCAAUGGUACCAAAUAGUAUGGGAAACAGCCCUACUAGAAAAAAUAACCAUUAAACUGAAACUGACACGGGGACAAACAGAAGAAGACACCUUUACCCCGGUAUGGCUCCCCUUUAUCACGUACACAGCCCAACAAGACAAUGACAAUAAUCCACCAACAGCAUAUAAAUCAAUGUGGCUAACCUGAUCUAAAACACCCACCCACCCCACUCACAUAUAAAAACAAAGAUCACCACAGCCAAUCACAAAUAAACAACCACAUCCUAAGCCAACCCCAACCUCUCUCACCACCAAAGGAACACAAGUGAACAGCACAAGCAACGCUGACACCAAACCCUACAUACAUUAAGCAUAAUAGAAACAUCGCCACCUGACCACACCCCUACCCAUCUUCCCCCCCUCCACCCUUUUUUUUCUCCCCCUAAUGUCUCAACAAAUGAAACGGAUUUGUAAAAAUGUUACAUGGGAAAAAUACGAGAGACAUUACACAUACUUCUGUAAAACAAGAAAAUCUUUAAUUAAAAUAAAUAAAUAAAAAUGUGGGAAGCCCAGGUCAGGCAACAAGCGAGAGAGCAUUGGAAGUGUGGCACUCAAAACGAAAAUGCCCCCCCCCCAAACGAAGUACGUUCAGAUUCCAAAAAAGAUUUGAAAACCUGAACACUUAUUUCUGGAUUUGAAGUGUUCGGGUUCCAAGUAGUUUGUGAACUAAGCUGUUCAAAAACCAAGGUACCACUGUACUAGGUUCUAUAAAAGCUUGGGUGCAAUAAUUGGGCAACAGCCUUUUCAGUUUUAGGGACUUUGUAGUUUAGACAAAAAGCAAGUAAGAGAUAAUAUGAUAGAAGUUUUUCAAAUUAGGCAUGGCAUGGAGAAAGUGGAUAGGGAACAGUUUCUCUCCCUCUUGUGAACAUCCGAUGAAGCUGAAUGUUGGAAGACCUUCAGGAAAAGCAAAGAAAGUACUUUCUCACAUCAUGCACAGUUAAACUACAGAACUCUCCCGCAGGAGGCAGGAAUGGCCACCAACUUGGGUGACUUUAAAAGAGGAUUAGAAAAAUUCAGGGAGGAGAAGGCUAGCGAUGUUUAGUCACCGUGGCUGUGCUCACCAAGUUGGUGGCAGCAGGGCUUCUGAACAACUGUUGCUGGAAGCCACAGGAGGGGAGAGGCCUCUUGUGCUUGGGUUCUGUUGGGUACUGUAAGAACAGAAUGCUGGACUUGCUGGGCCUUUGGCCAGAUCCUGCAGGCUUUUCUUUUGUUCUUAAGAGAGGUUAUAGAAACUAAUAGGAAAAGGAAGGGAUUGUCUCCAACUAAGUUCUGCUUAGAGAAGACUCACAAUGUGUCUACUCCUUUAGGUAAAGGGUAAAGGGGCCCCUGACCAUUAGGUCCAGUCGUGACCGACUCUGGGGUUGCGGCGCUCAUCUCGCUUUAUUGGCUGAGGGAGCCGGCGUACAGGUUCCGGGUCAUGUGGCCAGCAUCCUAAUCACUGACAGGAUUCUAGUUUUUGAAUCCAUUACUCUCUGGUCUUUGGGGAAGGCUGCAACAAAAUCGCCAACCUGCAGUGAAACAUGAGCAUCUUUGUGCUUGCAGAUACAUGUCUUGUUCCCACCCGCUUGCCUCUCUCUGUGAAUGAAGUGAAUGGUUACUUUUCUCUCUGCCCAGGACCAGGCUGGCCUCUCUCUUUGGACAGGAUCAGACAACUACAGAAUCUGGAAAUGUGCUCUUCCAAUACAUGUCACCCAAGCAGCCUAAAAAAGGUCAACUAGCUACUGGUAAGUAAACUGUUCACAAUGCCUAGGAACAUAAGACGAGCCCUUGUGGACCAUCUAGUCCAACCUUUGGUUCUGAAGCCCCACAGAAUCAACUGGGUUGGUCAACUCCUGAGUAGUGCUGGGGAGAGACCCCUGACCUGGGGCCCCAGAAAGGUGCUGGUGGUCUGUAUUCACCACACUGAGGUAGAUGGACCCAGUGGUUUGACACCAUACAAGGCAACUUCCUGUUCUGAAAUCAUAUUGUGAGAAGGGCAUUAUAUGAAGUAUGGGAGAGAAGUAAAAACUCAGUAGUGACCAAAACACCAUGGUGGCUGUCAUCAAUGGAAUCUAUGACAGUUCAUAGGAAAAAUAUAAACAGUGAUUGGUUAACAUACAAGGAUUUAGUAGAGGAAAUAAGUAGCAACCCGAAAAUAAAGGACCUAAGAGAACUGAAACAGAAGGGAAUAACCUGGCUGGAAUAUUAUCAACUAAAAGCCGCCAAACUAUUUUUGAAUUGGCAAAGAAAGGAGGAGGAUAUCAAAGAAAUUACAGUAAAAUGGGAGAGGGACCUGGGACAUAUGAUCAAACCCAGUAUUUGGAAUGAAUAAUGGACUAAAAAAAUCAUGGCUUGCUUCCUUAUAAGGGAAAAUCUUAUGAAAAUGUACUAUAGAUGGUACUUGACCCCCGUAAAAAUAGCAAAAAUAAAUAAAUCAUAUAAUAACAAGUGCAGGAGAUGUAAAGAACGGUUAGGAACAUACUACCAUAUGUGAUGGUCCUGUCUAGAGAUAUAAAGAUUUUGGAAUAUGAUUUAUGAAGAGAUAAAGAGAUUGAUAAAAACUACAUUUAGCAAUAAUCCGGAAGAAUUUUUACUAGGAAUGGUUUCAGAUAAUAUUCCCAAAAACAAAACCAGGUUAUUUAUGUAUGCAAUGUCAGCAGCAAGGGUUAUAGUGGCAAAACACUGGAAAGAUAAAAAUACACCCACUAAAGAUGAAUGGGUAGUCAAAUCGUGCGAGUACUUGGAGCUCGUGAAGCUGACAGAUGCAAUAAGAGAUAAACCUAAAAAGAUGGCGAAAGAAGAAUGGGAAUGUUUAAAUAAUUAUCUAGGGGAUAAGGGUACAUCAAUAAAGACCUGGUUAUGUUUAGAAUGAUACCACUUAGGGAAAUGUUCCCUGAUACCAAGAUGAGGGAUUCUAUGGAAUGCAGAUAGAGAGAAUUGAUAAGAAUAAUGAUCUGUUGUGAUCUUGACGGAAGCGUACAAUGGAUGAGCCUUCUUGUGUUUUGGCUCAUUUCCCCUCCCCUUUCCCCCCACUUUUUUCUUUUCCCUCCUCCUCCUUUCCUCUUUUUUCUUCUUCCCCAUAAUGGCUUAUGUUCUAUGCCAUGUACUUUGAUAUUUUUUGUAGUUUUUUAGCUUUUUCCAUUAUUGUUAUUAAUAAUUUUUCUUUUGUAAUUUUGGUUGUUUAUAUUUAUCUGUAUUUGUUUAAAGCAAGAUAAAAGUAUUAAAAGAAAAAAAAGUCAACUUCCUGUUUUCCAUUAAUCUGAGCAACUGGCUCAGACAAGGUCGCUAACUUGGCCUGAUGUUUGCAAGCAAUGUUCUGUUUGCAACAGAGCACUUACCCUUCUCAUGUGCUGCUCCAGCUGCAGGUCUGUCUACCCAGAAGCAUCCUCCUGCAGCUGCUCCUGCAGCCGCAGCUGCUCCUGCGUCCACUGCAGCAGUGCAUUCAGUUUUCUUCGCUACAGUUGUUCAUGCAUAUUUGUUGUGAGUACUACAGUAGGGGGGAUGAGCUGCAGUGUGUUCUUGCUACCCAAAUCCUGUGCUCGCAUCUUUUGCAAUCAUCUCUCCAUCUUGCCUGGCUUCUUCGGAAAGAGGUGGAACUGAACAACAGUGGGGGGUGGUCGAUUAGGGCGAAUGGGGCACUGCCAACUCAACCUCAGCCUGCCCCCACCUGCCUGUUGUUGUUUUUUUACUUCCAGCCAAUCAGGCUGUGGAUAUCAUUGACUCUGGCUCGAUGUGCUGUUGAUUUCCUUGCCUUAUGCCACACCAGUGAAAGCAGGUCCAGUAGGAAGGUACCCCCUCAUUCUGCCCUCAGCUGGCUCCCACCUGCCUGCCUUCUUACGUCCAACCGAUCCAGAGGGCAGGACUUCCUGUCAGCUUCCUCUCCCCCCUCAGUCUCUAUGCUGCCAUGGUAGAACACAGCAAGGAGGAGGAUGGGGACAGCCCUAGGCUUAGCUGGCCCUUCUUGUCGUGGGCUCUGGUGCCACCUAGAGUUGGGCUCCCUGCAUUCACCCCAAUGAGGCACCAGCCAACACUGAACUGAAAUGAGGAUAGAGACCUCCUGGGAUGGGGAGCUUGUGGGCUGAUAAAAUGUUGCUGGGGUGCUACCGCUCACCCCCCACAUCGCCCCUCACCGCUGGCCAGAUGGCCUGGGCUGAUGAGAGUUAAACAACCCCUGGGAAGUCUUUGUAAAGAGCCGCUUAAUAUAACCCAUGGGGUUGGCAUGGUGGCAACAAUUGUGGGAAGCUAAGAGGUGUUCUCUUCUCAUUCCAGUACCAAUGGGAAAUAUGUGAAACAUGGCAAGUAUGGAGCAGCUGUAGUGGGCAGCAAUGCAACCAAGGAGGUAAGAGGAGGAGGUGUGGUGUCUUGAAGUAGCCUGGCCUUCUGUCAACCUGCUGUCCCCCAGAUGUUUGGGGCUACAGCUGCUGUUGGUUCUAAACAUUUGGAGGAUCCCGGGUUGAUGUAGGUUGGGCUGAGGAAAUGCUUCCCUUUCUCUGAAUCCUGGUUUCCUGAUGAUGUCCUACUCUGGAAAAAGCAAAGGUGCUGUUUUGGCUCCUGUCUCUUUCUGCCCAAUCAGCUCACAAGGGUUAUAGCUCCCAUUUUUCUUAUUCUGACCUCACUUCUCUAGAAAAAGUAUUCGUAGCAGGGAAGGGGCUGUCGCUCAGUAACACAGCAUCCACUUUGCAGACAGAAGCUCCUAAAUCCAAUCACUAGCUCCUCUGGGUACGGCUGGGGACACUGCUGACAGUCAGAGUAUGCAGUCCUGAGCUAGAGAGACUAGUGGUUUUAUUCAGUCCAAGGCCCUGUGCUCUUAUUUAACUAGAACCCCGUGGACUAGAAUCUUGACAAAAGAAGGGCCUAGGGGGUAUUGUGUGCAGAGUGGAUAGAGGAAAGUGAGAUGGUAACUUUGUCAUGGCUUUAAAAAAUCAAUAAACGUUCCCACCACACUCAAAAAAGGAAGGGGGUUUCAGCAGUUUAUGUUGGAAAAGGGAUUCAGUUUUUCCAGCCUCUGUCCUUUUCAGCUCAGUCAGUAGCUCUUUAGUGGUUUGUUCUGCCCACUUUGCUAUGAAAGGAUUCACAGGUGUUUUACAAGCAACGGAUAAAAUACGUCAGGAAACAUAUGCGUUUAUUCCAGGAAGACUCUGGUAUGAUUGCCUUGUCCCACUCCCCUGUUGCAGGUGAGGGUGGUGGGGACAGGAUAAAACACUGGGCUGUCAUUCCCGUUUAGCUGAUUGGGUGGAAAAGGACAGAUCUCACCCCUUGGUUUCUCCAGGUGUAGGGAGCCUUUGGUCCUCCAGAUGUCGCUGAACGACAGCUCCCAUCAUCCCUCUCCACUGGCCAUGCUGGCAAGAGCCAAUGGGUGUUGAAGCUCAGCACCAAAGGCUCCCCACGCCUGCUCCAUUGUAACGAAGUCAUUCCACAUGUAAUUAAGCCAGGCACCUGCAACCAAAGCAAUUCCUAUGAUGAACACCUCUGAUGUAUUUGUAUGUUAAUGUGUCAUUUGGCUGUUGGGGUGCUGUGGAAAUGCCACCUGGUAUAAGAAGAGCUCCAGGUGCUUUUGAAAACAGCCAGCCCCGUAGUUUUUGAUUCCUCACUUUUGCUCUUGUUUUCUUCUGUCCUUCCGUCUCUUGUGGAAUCCAGUACAAAGUGCUUCUUUAUAUCAGCCAGCUGCAGCAGAUUGCGACCGCCAGCAUCCAUGCUUGCUUUGUAUUCACGGUAAGCUUUGGUGUUAAGACCUGCAAGGACCAUGGCAUAGGCUGAGGAUACACGAUGCAACGCAUCUUGCUGAAGCUAAGCAGAAGUCUUUGGUGGUUUGAAAUGCACAUUACAUAUGAGGUCUCAGCUGUGGUCAAUAAAUUUCAGUGGGUCUGCUUUCAGUAGGGCUAAUGCUUGUUGCAACCCAUUAGAUUUGAGUAAUGUUGGAUCUAAGAGGCUCCUCUAUGGUUAAAACGCUUACCUAGAGGUAACAAAGUAAAAUAGAUGACAUUCUGCCCUCUGUCCUACUGUAGCUUACAUCCCUUGGGGUAGCCCUCCACCCCGAAAUCCUAUAGCAUUUUUCCAUUUCUAAACAUGACACACUACAGACGUUGAUGUUUGUGUGUGUGUGCUCAGAGUAGACUCACUGAAAUUAAUGCACCAAAGUUCAUCAUGUCCAUCAAUUUUCAUGGGUCUGCUCUGAGUAGGGCUAACAUUGGGACACAACCCAAGGUCUUUAGCAAGACCCAUCAUUAAGAAAGUUGUUUUGAGCAGAGGCUGUCUGCUGCUCAGAAUUCCACUUUCUCUUUUCUCUUUCUGCAGGUGCAUCCCAACAACUACAACACAUUUUAUGAUGAUCAGAGGCAGAUUUGGUCCAUCAUGUUUGAAUCAGAAAUGGCAGCUGUGGACUUCAGCAAGCAGGUGCCAGAGGCGUGCACUGCAUUGUCGGGUGGGGGGUGGCUGUCCUGCAGACACUGAACUAGUGUUCGCGGGAGGUCAGCUCUCUUGCAUCAGUCGCCAGAUGCUUUCUCUGCCAACCACUAAGAAGCAUCCAGGGAGGGCAAGGAAUGGUGGUGUAGCCAGUUGGGGCCUUUUCAGGCCCCUGGGGUCUUCAGCCAGUGCUGCGUUGGGCCAGAUUGCAUAGGUGCGGAUGACAAUGCAGGCUAAUAACACAAAUGGCUUGGUUCUUCCUCUUUGCAGCUGUGCAUUGCCAAGUAUAACAGCAGCCGUUCUCCUGACUCAGUGCUGUGCCAGGAUCUUGUUCUCGGAGACGGCCAAGGUGUGGCGACUGGAGAUGUCCUGGAGAUCACUUUUACAGGCUGGCUGUUCCAGAACGGUAGUCUUGGGCAGGUGAGACCUGGCAGAGGGGUGUCUGGGGAUGAUGGGGGUUGAAGUCUCUAGCAGCACUGCAUGGCCACAGCUUUCCCACUCCUGGUUUAUAGAUUGCAUACAGCCCUUUUCUCCCACAACCCUGUCUUUUUGCCUUUCAAUAACAUUGCAAGGAAAUGAAACAGGAGAGGGACUUGAUGAGACUCACCCAGCUUGCUUCACAGCUCAAUGUGCAUUUGACCCCAACCCCAAUGAGCUCUAGCCAGUGCUUUUCCAUGGGGCUUGCAUUGGUUGCUCUCCAGAGGUGGGGCCUUGCCCAGCCUUGCCGCCCUUUCUCAACUGGGGAUGCUGGGGAGGGAACCCAGGACCUUCUUCCUGGGAAGCACAUGCUCUUAGGCCCUGAGCUUCACCUGUCUCCAAGGUGUAGAUCCUAUUUCUCAACCUCAUUUUACCCAAUCUGUAACAUGGGAGGCACUGCUAGGUAGGGGAUUCAACAUGGAAAGCUGCCUUGCACUGCAUCACGCCACCGGUCUAGGUUGGCAUCGCCCACAUUGACUGGCAGUAGCUCUCCAGGCUUUCAAGCAAAAGCCUUUCCCUGACCUUACUUGGAGAUGCCAGGAUUGAACCUGGAACCUUCUGCCUGCAAAACAGGUGCUGUGUCCCCGAGCUGUGCCCUGUCCUUCAAUACUCAUUGCUCUUGGCUCAGCAGUGGGAGUAGUGGAACGUGAACCUAUUACCUUCUGCAUUAAAAGUAAUUUCACCCCAUCGACCUUCCACUUUUGGAACAGGUUUUUGCCUCAAAUGUAAAUAAAGAGAAGCUGCUCCGUCUGAAGCUAGGCUCUGGCAAAGUCAUCAAGGUAAGAUGGCGCUAUCUUCCCACCGCACUGAAAGGAUUCUUUCUUCCACUUCCACAGCUAAGCAGAGUUCAGCAGCCCGGGCUGUGUGGAAGGUUGAAUAGCAGUGAUGUUUUUUGAGCUCAAACCCAGAUCAAAUGGCUUCCUCAAGAACCGCAGGCAGGUAGCUGUCCCAUGGCAGCUACGCCUGCCAUGAUCUGCUGGAGUGGGAGGCCUCCUCUGUGGCCUGGAAGAAAAAUGUCCUGGACCUCCAAUGUUGCCUCUUGCUGUCCUGGAUGAGAGACAGAGGGGGAAAUGUGAGUGGGUCUCUAAAGUAGCCUAUUGCACAAAGGUAAAAAUUACAUUCAUUGCCCCUCCCACUUUCCCCUCUAGCCCCGCCCACUUUUGGCAUGCUCCUCCCCACCAAGAAGGUUGCCCUGGAGGGAAUGGUUUUUAUCCCUGCUUUCAACUACUUUCCUCAAGACUGCAAGAGAACUGUCAGUAUUCCUGUGCCCUGCUCUCAACCAGCCUUUACCAACCUGACAAACACACACACAGAUCCUGUGGACUCCAACUGCCAUCAGCCCCAGCCAGUGCAUGCUGAUUGGAGUUGGAGUCCAAGGUAUCUGGACGACGUCAGGUUGGCGAAGGCUGUGUGGUUCUGGCACUUAGCGAAGGCGGUCACCCAAACUUGUUUUCUGCUUGGUUCUCCGUUUCUGGAACUUGAAGGCCUGGGAAGAUGGAAUGAUUGGCAUGAAGAGAGGAGGGAGGCGGUUCCUCCUCAUCCCACCAGCAUUGGCUUACAGGCCUUUGGCAGAAGCUGAACGCAUUCCUCCGGACUCAACUCUGGCCUUUGAGGUGGAAGUCAAACGGGUGAGUGUGUCUUCCUCCCAACAUGUUAGCGACCAAGAGAACCUCAGAAGGUGGUUGGGUGGUUGGUCUACAGCCUGGAUAAAGUUCUACAAAUGGAGGCAGUGGUUGCCUUGACCAGACUCCAUGAUGCUCCUCUUUUGCUCCCUUAGGUGUGGUUUGCAAAGGGCGCUGACUCCGCCGGACAGAACCUGGGCCCCAGGGACUCCCUCACACCUUCACCAGCACCACAAUCAGGAAGCCCUGCUACAGACCCAGCAUGGCUGACUCCUCCUACUCCCGCUCCAAAGCCAGGGUGAGAAAUAAAUUGAGGGUGCCCUUAGCUUUUAAGCCUUCCAUUCUCCCAGGUGUCACAUCCUAACUCUGCAGUAAAUAGGUUGCCACCUCUGUGUUUGAGGCUUUCGGCCUUCACCUCAGCUGCAUAGCUCAGAACCCAUCUGCACUGUACCACCCUGAGAUCUACGGAUGAAGUCUGGUAUACAAAUUCAAUAAAUCAUAGUAAAUCAUACGUUCCAAAUAGCGCCAUGCCACUUUCAACAGCCGUGGCUUCUUCCAAAGAAUCCUGAGGCCACCUUGUCUCAUAGGCAACCUGGCAGGGGCCACAUUCCAGGGCUGGGCUGGGGCUCCAGUGGACAGAGCAACAGAUGCUGCUCCUGCCUUCUGUGCAGCCGAAAAUACACCAUGUGGGGCUUCUUUCUGCACACACCUCUCCCUGUCCAGGGAAGCAAGGUGCACUGUCACAGUUCAAGGACACAUUCCAGCCAGGCUAUAGCUCCCUUUGGGAGGUCAUGAGGUGGAGUAGGUGAGGGGCUUGGCCGAGGCAGAGUCCCAAAGGUCAGUUGAGUAUCCUACCCCUUAAUAGACUCUUCCUACUAUGCUCAGGUUUGUUAACUCCCUUCCUUCCAUACUGCAGGGAGCCUAAAGCUCAGGUGGCCUGGCUCAAUCCCCAGGCAUCCCAAGGCUGCUGCCAGUCAAAGUGGACAGUACUGGGCUGGAUGCACAAAUAGAGGAAUACAGGAAUAUAGCCAGUGUGGGGUAGCAGUUAAGAGGGUCUGUCAGAGUAAGAUCUAGGAGACCAGGGUUCCAAUCCCCACUCUGCCAUGAAGGUGACCUUGGGCCAGUCACUCUCUCCCAGCCUAACCUACCUCACAGGCUUGUUGUGAAGAUAAAAAAGGGAGGAAAACUAUAUACCAGUAUUUGAGCUCCUUGGAGGAAAGAUGGAACAUAAAAUAAGAACUAUUAGGAUUCUGAUAUAAAGGAUAGAAGCUCUCCUAGGGUGGCUUUUGAAAAGUGAGAUCUACAUAUGAUACUGCCUUGAUUUCUUUUUUUACAUGAGAGGAUGGAAAGUAUCAAAUCAUGCAAACAUUCACGUGUGUAAAAAACAAUUCUUCCCCAGCUAUGUGGAGCAGAGCAACCUGAUAUUUGAGCAGAGCAACAGCUCAUUGCAGAGGACCAUGGAGCACACCCAGGCAAGGGUCCUACAUGCUGAACAGGAGAAGGUAAGCCCUGGCAGUGUGACAGCCACAACAGGAAGGCCAAGUGACUGAGGCUGUGGUGAGGGCAAGUGCUAUCCCAGGAUCCCGUCCUUGAGUUCACAAUCGCUAGUGCAGGUCACUAUUCCCCUUUGCCUGCAGGCCAGAAAGAAGUUACGUUUCUGAGCAGCAGCAGCAACAAAAUAGAACAAACGAUUGGCUAGGUAUACAUGCACAUACAGGUAAAAGAUUCAUAAGCUUCAGGUAAUCCUUUGAAAAGCACCUCAGGUUCACAUGAUGUGAGCAAGCACAGUGAACGUCCCCCUCACUUCCUCCUAUGCAGCCAAGAAGAAGGGUGUGAGAGUUUCCACUUCUAGGUAACUGCUGCUUCCUCUGUUGUCUGGACUGAGAACAGCCAUUAACGUUAAGUAGAAUUAGUUUCUGAAGUUAGCUUAUAGAAACAAACAUUUGAAGUUGGUGUGUUUGAUAUUAACCAUAGUUGAUGUUAGCUGCAGCUCGUUGUACCAGGCAACACAGCAAACCAUGGCUAGGCAUAAGUGUCAGGGUUCCUGGCCGCAUGAGAGGAGGAGAUGUAAGGGGAGAGGAUGCAAAUCCAGGUUUGCUGUGGCCUGUUCUUGCUUGGGCAUCUGCAUGCAAACCCCGCCAUUAAGGGAUCUUCCAUGCAUCUUACCCUGAGGCCGAGGGAUUUUCAGUGAUAUAAUCAGCCCUUGGACCACAGAAUAAGCAGAGUGCUCUUAACCCAGAAUGCCAUUGCCUCUUUUGAUAAAACUUUCUCCCCUCUUGCUGUUCUUGCUUCUGGUGGUGUUAACUCUCCUCUCCUUGUCGCCGCUUUCUCUCUAGCACAUGCCGCCACUGGAUCACUUGCAAUUCCCAGGAACAGCAUGCUGUCUCCAACAGUGGAGGGAGACCCCUAGCCCUUGUGGCUGUUGGCUGUGUAUAGCUUUUCCUGCCCCAUUGUUUUGUCUAAUCCGCUGCUAAAGCCAUCUAACUGUUUGGCCUUCAUUUUAUCUUGUGGGAGAGAGCUCUGCUAUGUGAAGAUGUCCUUUAUUUUGUCUGUCCUGAAUUUUCUGGGGAAAUCUUUUCUGCUCUCCAUUUUAUGCACCUUUGUCGUGCAUGCUUUCUCCUGAACUAACUAAAAAGCCCAAGGCUUCUGCCUCCCCCCGCUCCUCAUAGCCUUGCCAGUAGACCAGUUCUGCAGGGUGUUUCCUGGGAGACUCAUUCUUAGCAUUUGGGAGCCUCCAAAAGCACAGCUCUUGCAUCCUCCCAGGAAAGGUCUUGUGGCUCUCCUUCUCCAUAUGUUCUUCUGUCUCUUCUGCUCCUUUGUGUUGCAGGUCAGGGUCACCAAGGAGCUAGCGGAAGCCACAGUGCAGAUCUCCCAGCUCCAGCUGGAGCUGACCCGUCAUCAGAAGCAGGAGAUAGAUCUCCACUCCCAACUGAAUGAAGCCCUGACAGAGUCGGAGAGGCAGAAAGCCCAGGUCAGCCGACUCUGUGCACAGCUGGCAGGUAAGGGAAGCUGAGAGGAGGCGCUGAAAUGGCAGAAGAGCACGAUCCAAGCACAUGCAGAGUAGUUUUAUCAUCCUAGGAAAUUAUUUAGCUUGCUGGUAGGGAGCCUGUGGCCCUCCAAGUAUUACUGGCCUUCACCUCCCAUGAGCCCCAGCAAGCGUAACCAUUGAUGAUGGGCACUGGAGUCCAGCAACCUCUGGAGGUCCUGCUCCUUAGGGCCUCCUGCAGUGUGGCUGUUAAAAACUCAGACACACAAUCUCCAAAAAGACUCUUCACUUUAAUUCCAUCUUUUUUAAAAAGGCAAGCUUCUGAUCUCUACAAACUUGAUUGAUUGUAUUUCUAUGCUGCUUUUUGUUGAAAUGAAUCUCCAGCUUACAAACAAUAAGUAACAUUAACAUAAUGUAACAUAAUAGAAAAUGGGUUUGUGCAUAUUCUGCACCUUCCUUGCCCUGCAUGCAAGAGCAGAGCGGUGUAAGAGUGAGAAGAAACAUGUGAUAUGUCUUUAAAAUUACACGGAGGCCCCAUCCACACUAUACAGCAUUAUCAUGCCACCACUGCAGUCAGUCAUGGCUUUCUCCCAAGGAAUCCUGGGAAGUGUGGUUUUUUCCAGCUGCCAAUAGUUGUGUUGAAGUGGAGAGCCCUGCUUAAGCAGCCAUUUCCAGCAUAGUUUAACAGCCUGGGAAUUGUACCUGGGGGUGGUGGCAGACCGGGGGUCCCACCACCUCUCAGCACCCUUAAGAGAAUGUUCUCAGUUCCCAGAAUGUCUUGUGGAAAGCUGUGAGUGUUUAAAGCAUAUAGUGCAGAUGGCACUGUACUUAGGCUUAGCUACAGCAGUGGAUGGAAACAGGGACAUGCACUGUGGCGCAGGCUUCAUCUGUCACUGGCUCUCUGCCCCACCUCCACAGAACUUGAGGAGUUGUCUGACUUGAAACGCAGAUACCAGGAGGUGAACCUGAUUGCGAUGCAGUUGGAGGAGAAGGUGGCAGGCCUGGACGUAGAGCUGGCUUAUCACCGUGUUCAAAUUGAGAAUCUGGAUAAGGUAGUGCCCAGGGGUGACAAAAGUCAUCACCAAGGCCAGAAGUGGCUUCCUGGAAAACUCUGAGAUCCUUAGGAUUAUCCCAGUGCCCCCACCACACACCCAGCUUUGCACCCUUGACUGUUCUUUGCCUCCCUAGAAGAUGCCCUUGAACCUGACCAUGCUUCUUCUUUCAUUCUUAAAUGGAGGAUUGAAAGGGACAAGUGGGCAAAUUAAUGUGUGUUGCUCCACCUACUUUUACUCUUGGCAGGCGGCCCCCAAGAGGUCAGUCAGUGGAGGCUAGUCUAUUAGGCAAACAGGGCACUGCCCUCACCCAGCCACCACUUGCUUGCCUUCUUCCUUACAGCCAAUCAGGAUGUGGCUCUGCCUGUCAUUGGGCUCCUUGCCUUAUGCCCCACCCACCUCAAUGGGCAGGAGUCACCUGUCCUUGGAACACCUCUGCUCACUCUGCUGGGUUUUCAUGUCUGCCAUAGGCCUCUCUGCUUACUGUUUAUUACAAGGGCUCCUGAACUGUGGUCACACAAUGCAAUGCCAUCCAUCUCUUGGCACAUGGAUGCUAUCCAGAUAAUGUAUGUUCGUUGUAAAAUAAAUGAAUAAAUGAAAUCAUCACCACAUUUGGCUGUCCAGAAGCUCUUGAAAGCUCACUGUCCUUUCUGGUGUUGCUUCCCUGCCUUCUGACUCUUUGGCAUCAUCCUGGACCACGUGAAGAAGCUCAUGAACAAGGUCUUCCAGUCCCUGCGGGGCCAGUUCAACUUGGAGGGGUCCUAUACCGGCCAGGAGGUCCUGGGUAUCGUCCUGAACACCAUCAAGGUACAGCCCAGGGCAGAUGGAUCCUGACACCUGAAUAAGAUGCAGAUUGAGUGAACUGGUCUAUCAUUUCUCUUCCUUUUUGUAUGGUUCCAAAUGUCAUGAGUUUGGGUGCCAGAGUUUUGGGUGCAAGAUGCCCAUAACUACUGGGUUUAGUAAGUGUUAGAAUUUAAUCACUGCUUGGAGAGUGAAACUGAAAGUCAGACGCUUAACAGCUGGACUCAGCUUCCUGUGUUGAGGAGAUCGCUUGAGAGGUGGGCCAUUAGAGAACUAAUGAUGAUGAUGAUGAUGAUGAUGAUGAUUAUUUUGUUUAUACCCAGCCACUCUGGGUGGCUUCCAACACAUAUAUAAAACAUAGUCAAACAUUAAACAUCUUUAAAAAAUGGAACACUUCACCAAUUUGCAGAGGCCAUGCUAACCUCUUUAUCAAUCCAAUUUUAGUAUACAGUAUGUGCUGCGGACAGAGAGAUGGGCCAUCAGCAAGACAGACACUCUACCAGCCAGCAGAUGGGUGAAGCCCCACCCAGAGCUUUGAGAUAAUGAGUUUGAAGAGAGUGCCAAAGUUUUGGUUAGGAGGAAGUUUUAGGAUUUCAGUUGGCUAUGGUGUGAUCAAAAGAAAAAAGCCUUUCAGUCUGUUAAAUGCAGCAAGCUGGAGAGGCAGGAUCAAAGCACAAUGCAGACUGACAGUUUGAAUUAGAGGUUGCAGCAAUGGGAAAAACGGGACUCUCUUGGAGUGUAUGCUGGGGGCCCCCUCCAUUACAGGCUCAGGUGUAAAUAAACUAUAUAUCAUUAUGACACCACAGUCUACACUGUGCCUCAUUUCCAAAGGAAACACAGACUAAGUGCCUAUUCCCCUGCAGUCUUGCACCGGUCAGAGAUUGGGGUGGCAUUUAGCCCCAUAUUACUAAUCAUGGGAGCGGCAAAGAGGGUGAAGCCCAGCUCUCUAGAAAUAACAGGUUGUAUCUAAGGUACUGCAAAGUGAAAGUCACUUAGCUGUGCCAGUGUGGCUGAGUAGGGAUUCAAACCCUGGUCUCCUGAGUCCUGGCUAGAGACCAACCAUUACACUGUACUUUCAUCAGGGGCUGCAGUCUUUUUUGUGGCAAAUAAUCCCCCCUCCCCUCUACUUGUUCCAGACAACAACUCUGCAGCUGCUGGAGAGUCAGGAGGAGCAAAGGGGGAGCAGCAGCACCGAGGAGGAAGGGCCUGCGGAAAGGAAGCAGCCAAGUGCCGCACCCCUUUAUGGGGAUCCCCACAGCAACUCUCUCCGAGAACCAGCACCAGUGGCAUCCCCCGCUCCUUUGGCUAAUCUGAAGGAAAGCUCAAGCAGUCCUCCAUUCACGGCUCUCGAAGGAGCCCAAGACAGUCUGCUUUUUGCAGCUCCUGAGGCUCAUUCUUCGGAAGCACCGGUUGAACAAACUCGUGCAGCCUCUGCUCAAACUGCAAGGCCGCCUCUCAGGCUCUCCGCCAGUACUGAGAAGGAGAGGCCAAGCACUCAGGGAGAAAUGGACACAAUAGACACCGCCAUUCUGGCACCUCCAAAUUCAGCGGCGGGUGAGAUGGCCCCUGCAAUGGAGGGGCCCACAACGGGUCCAGAGGGCAAGGAGGAGAGUGGGGCAAGUCAGCACACCGCUGGCCCCACCUCUCAAGCUGCUGUAGCCGACAAGCAGCAGGACUUGGCUGGAGCCUCACAGCCAAGACCAGCGUCCAGCCCCAUGGAAGCGGAUUCCAAGUCUGUGCCAGGGCGGGAGGGGGAUGGGAACUGUACCUAUGAUGGGUCUUAUGGUACUCAGUGCCUUGUGUUCUGA
Podarcis lilfordi (Lilford's wall lizard) is the source of this 18111-nucleotide messenger RNA. Lineage: Eukaryota; Metazoa; Chordata; Lepidosauria; Squamata; Lacertidae. The record is from the annotation of a GenBank genome assembly.